Messenger RNA from Penicillium subrubescens, 777 nucleotides. RefSeq lists its product as uncharacterized. Lineage: Eukaryota; Fungi; Ascomycota; Eurotiomycetes; Eurotiales; Aspergillaceae. The record is from RefSeq and is a predicted model, not a curated record. The coding region runs from base 1 to 777 and encodes 258 amino acids. The transcript has a single exon.
AUGCCCCCAGAUGGCUCCUCCUUCACAACCCUAAACCUCCCACCAACAUUCACCCUCCCACAAUGCAUGGAAUACUUCGAACUCACAGCGGGCCCAAACACGGAUCUAUGGCGCAAGCCACCUAACGGCGACACCUCCACCGCCCCAAUCGUCUUCACAUCCCUCCGCCACCCCUUCGUCGUAGCCGAAGUGACCGUCAGCGCAGAUUGGGAAAUGGAAUGGGACCAGGGCGGCCUAGUCAUUUUCGCCGGUGCAGAACCCCAAUCGUUCUCCUCAGAUACAACACCGGGAGGUGAUCUCCCCUCGACACGUCGAUCCUCUGCCCCACCCCCAUGUAAAUGGGUGAAAGCCGGAAUGGAAUUUUCUUCGGGCACGGUGAAUGCGUCGUCCGUGAGUGCCACGGCCGAUGGGGCGGAUUGGUGUUUAUCGCCGUUGGUGCAGAGUGUGACUGGGCCGGCGAUUCAGUCAUUGCGUAUUAAGCUUGAGAGGGUGGGUCAUGCGCUUUGGAUUUGGUAUCAGGUUCCUUCUGCGGUGCCAUAUGCGUUGAGUCCUGGUGCGGUGGGGAGUACGUGGAAGAAGUUGAGGGAAGUGACUUGGUUUUUUUAUGGGGUUGAGGAUAAGUUUGUUCAUGUUGGUUGUUAUGCGAGUCGGCCGACGAAUAUUUCGCGGGGGCAGACGAUGUGGGAUGCUAUGCAUGGGAUGAGCUUGGAGAAUAAUCUGGCGGCUGGGACGUCGGAUGGGUUAGUUGUUGAGUUUGAAGAUCUGGAAAUCUUCUAG